This is a messenger RNA of Gavialis gangeticus (Gharial), 1550 nucleotides long. RefSeq names its product sphingomyelin phosphodiesterase 2 (gene SMPD2). The coding region runs from base 212 to 1441 and encodes 409 amino acids. NCBI's taxonomy places the organism in Eukaryota, Metazoa, Chordata, Crocodylia, Gavialidae. Gene Ontology annotation, molecular function: sphingomyelin phosphodiesterase activity. The transcript is spliced from 12 exons. The record is from RefSeq and is a predicted model, not a curated record. Gene Ontology annotation, cellular component: cytoplasm.
GCGGGGCGGGACCUGUUGCUGCGCAUCCCAUGUAUGCAGAGUCAAAGAAACAUCAGGCCAGAAGGGACCUUAGGAGGUCACAUCCAGUCCAUCCCUCAGCUCAAAGUGGGAUCAUCCGCGACUCAGCUGUCCAGAGGUGUAACUACAGAGCAGGAGCGACUUGUGGCUUCUUGAACUGCAGAGAUACUAGUUUGCCCGCACGCCAGCCACGAUGGAGAAGGAGCCUCUGCUGCAGCUGCGAGUCUUCGACCUCAAUUGCUGGGCAAUCCGCUACCUGAGCAAGCUGCGACAGGAGCGCGUCCAGAUGAUUGCGGACACCCUGAGCCAAGAGUGCUACGACCUGGUGCUCCUCCAGGAGGUGUGGAGCGAGACGGACUACUGCAUGCUGAAACAGAGGCUGUCUGCCUGCUACCCUUCCUCCCACUACUUCCGCAGUGGAGUGAUUGGCAGUGGGCUCUGCGUGUUCUCCAGGUACCCGAUCCUGGACACCUUCCUGUACCAGUACUCCCUCAAUGGCUAUCCCUACAUGCUCCAGCAUGGGGACUGGUUUUGCGGCAAAUCUGUGGGGCUCCUUGUCCUCAAGAUCCAGGAGAUCGUCUUCAACAUCUAUGUGACCCAUCUCCAUGCAGAAUACUGCCGGGAGAAGGAUGCGUACCUCCCCCAUCGAGUGGUGCAGGCCUGGGAGCUGGGGCAGUUCGUACAGCACACCUCGAAGGCAGCUGAUGUGGUGCUGCUGGGUGGGGAUUUGAACAUGCACCCUGAGGAUGUGGGGAUCCGGCUGCUGCAAACCUGGACGGGGCUGCGGGACUCCUUCACUGAUGCCGAGCGGUUUGAGGGCUGCGAGGACGGCUGUACCCUGGUGCCAGACAACUGCUUCACAGACAAGAAGGAGCUGCAGCCCUUCCCGCUGGGGAUUCGCAUAGACUACAUCCUUUACAAGGGUCAGUCCAACUUUGCGGUGAAGUGUGACAGGCUGGUGACCACCACAGGAAAGGCUCCUGGCAAGAGCAUCCCCUACUCGGACCACGAAGCCGUCAUCGCUACACUCUACGUGAGGAGGCACGGGGAAGCCAGUGCCCCGAACAGUAACACAGUGGACCCAGCACUGGUGGACAUCAUGAACGAAGCCCGGACCGAGGUGCGGGUGGGGCUGCAUGCCGCUCAUCGCCAGCGCUACUCCAGUGGCCGCAUGGCUAUCCUGGCCCUGCUCCUGCUGCUGCUGCAGGCCAUGAUGGGCCUGAGCUCCCUGGUGGGCUGGGCUUCACCCCAGCCCUUCCCCAAGUUCUCCUUCUCCAUCCUGGGCUCGCUGGCUGUACUGGUGCUGCUGGUCUCGGGUGUGCUGCACAUCUUCCAUGCCAUCGAAGUCAAGGUGCUCCAGGGCACUGAGGACCAGAUGAGGUUGGCUCUCCAGUCGCUGCAGGACCGGCUCAGCGCCAAGUGAGAGGCCAGGUGUGGGGGGCAUGGGUAGGGACCAAAAGCCUGCAGGAGCCUGGGCACUCUGCAUGCUGCACUGCACUGCCAGCCCCAGGUGCCCCCCCGCACCACACAAU